UUAACAGUGCAUCCAUACGAGGAGACUGCCGACGUUGCAUGGUGCUCUUUGCGUUUGCUUUGGUCACUAUCGGAGUGGUGCUCGUUCAUCGCUCGAUGGCGCGCGUCAUGCCAGCGACACAUUCCACACUCGGUGCUUCCCGUAGUUCAUCACAAAGCAACGAAGAUCAUCAGCCUCAGGUUAUUCAGCAUGCUGCCACCUUCAGUUCGAAUGGCGAUGACGACGGCUCCCUUUUUGUGCAGACGGAGCCUGACGACGGUUCCCUUCUGCCAACGGAACCUGACAGCCGCAGUGGUUCCCUUGUGCAAACGGAGGCUGACGUGGUGAAAACGGAGGCUGACGGCCGUGGUGGUUCCCUUGUGCGAACGGAGGCUGACGGCCGCGGUGGCUCCCUUGUGCAAUCGGAGUCUUACCGUGGUUCCCUGGUGCAAACGGAGCCUGGCGGGGGUGGUUCCCUUGUGCGAACAGAUCCCGACGGUAGUGGUUCCCUUGUGCAAAUGGAGCCCAACGGGGGCUCCUUGGUGAAAACGGCCGCUGACCGCACCGGUUCCCUUUUGCGACCAGAGUCUGUCGCUGGUUCCCUUGUGAAAACACAGUUUGAUGUCGGUUCCCUGGUUAAAACAGAGCCUGAUGGCGGCGGUGGGGUCCUUGUGCAAGCGGAGACUAACGGCAUUUCAAUUCUGCAAACACAGCCUGAUGGGCUUGGAUCCCUUGCGCAAACCGAGAGGGGUGCCACCUCAAGUUGGCCGCUUUCAUCGGAGGAGGCUUCUUCGUACAGUGGACACGGGUCUGAUCUGCAGUGGCUUCAGGAGCACGUAGCCUUCGAGAAUGCCAGGGCCGUCAAGCAACUAGAGCAUGGAAGUGAAGGUGGAAGUGGAAGGGGAAGUGGAAGGGGAAGUGGAAGUAGAAUGCCAGACCCUCCUCUCAACCUGGCAAAGCCAAGUGGCAGGUACGACAACUAUCCGCCAGAAAGCGCUGACGAGAAACUGCAAGGGCUGCCAGUGGCUAUUUUCUCCCAGAUGAGUUUGGAAUCUUCAGGAUCUGUACAGUCUUCAGAUACCUCGCAACGACAAGGUGAGGGUCCUGAGGAGGAGACCAUGAUGCAGCAGCAGCAUACUGUCCACUUGCCCGCCCUCGAUCCAUCACCUACAAGCACCUCAGGGGGCGCUGCGACUUUGGGGAUGAAGCAUCCCUCCGAGUCGAUCUCCGAGUCUUCGCAGUCAUCAGAUAAUUCAGAGUUUUCAGAACCUUCAGACGAUUCACGGCAACGAGGAGGUAAUUCUCCAGUCAAAUUGCCGUCAGACGAUCGCAGCAGACGCGUGGCGAUGGCAGCCAGAAGCCACCGCACCAGCAUGCCAAAUCUGCGGCCGCAGGGAUCGCAAUCUUCCACUGCAUUGCCUGUUUUUCCCUGGGAAAUCGAGGGUGAGACAGCGGGGCGGGCAAUGCAUCAUGGCAACGAUGCGGGCUCCAGUUGGCCAAAUCUGUCGUCUCAGGGAUCAAAAGCUUCCCCUUUAUCACUUGAUCUUCUUCGGGAAAUCGACAGUGAGAUAUUGAGGAGGACGAUACUCCGUGGGAAUGCAGCAGAGUCUCUUCCUGGCAUACGGGAGACGACUCGGAGUCAUGAGCGUUCAUUUCUCUCUAGUGAAGGGGAGGGGGCUGUCAUCAUGGCCCGAGGUGGGGGUAAGAAGAGACCGCCUAUCGCAACAACUACCACCGGCCGUUUGUCCAACACCGUCGACUUCUCCGUGAAUGCUUCUGAUGUGGACAAGACAGAUCUUCUUCGCAAGUCCAUAGACGGAAAGGUGGCCGAACUUCUCAAGGCCUCGGUCAAGUUUGUGAAGAAGCAAUGGUUCCUCAAGUCUAACGUUGACUCUAUCAAUUCCCAUCAUGGAGCUCCUGGAGCUGGAACUGGUCCGAGUACCGACAGUGCCGUGGCACAAAGAUCGACUACAAUGACGGUUCGGCCAGAACAUGCAUCCGAUGGUGGCAAUUCCGGUGAAGCACGGCAACAUGCAUCCGACGGCGGUCCCGAUCAAGCGUCGCGACAUGCAUCCGACGACGGUCCCGAUCAAAUGUCAGGACAUGCAUCCGACGACGGGCCCGAUCAAGAGCUGGGAGAUCCCCGUCCCAGUGGUUACUUGGACGGUCGAAGCCAUCAAAGUAGUAGACCACGUUUCACGUGCGAUUUGACCGAAGGAGUAUGGGUCAAAGAGAGGGAGAGUUCAAGGUCUUACUCCGUAUAUCAUCCAGAUAAAUGUCCCUUCGUCUCGCCCAGUCAGAAUUGUCGGGCCUUGGGGCGAAGAGAUCGCGAGUACGAGAUGUGGCGCUUUGAGCCAAAGAGUUGCGACCCUGAUCUGUCAAUGCAGUUGCGCACUGGGUAUAGUAGAGAUAACAGCAACAGCCUUGUCGAGUCGCUGGCAGGAAAAAGGCUUGCAGUUGUGGGGGACUCUAUACUGAGAAACCUGUUUGAAUCUCUGGCAUGCCUCCUCCAUCACAGACAGGGACUGCCAGAAACUAUCAUCUCUCGAAGUAAGGUGAAAAAGUACGUUUGGCCAGAACACAACCUAACCAUCGCGUUCUAUCGAACACCAUUCCUUAUAGAGGACAGACAGGCGGCUGUGUCAGAUACGGAAGAGGACAGAUGGAAAAAAGUUAUUGUGGAGUUGAAAUCUGUGAGCAGCACGUGGAGAAGUGACGUAAGCUCAUACGAUGUCCUCGUCAUCAAUUCAGGCCAUUGGUGGAACUCUUAUAAGCUGGACAUGAAGGGAGUGAGUGUUACACUGAAUGGUAAAGAGAUGCUUGAUGUUGAUGUGUAUGAAGCCUUCUCGAUUGCCAUGGAGCAUGUAAUGCUCUGGCUUGCUGACACAGAGAGGAACGGUGGGUUCGCCGGCGAUGUGAUCGUACCACUCUCUUCCCCCCAGCAUUUCCAAAAAGGUGAUUGGAACACUGGAGGUGUGUGCCCAAACGUCUGGCCGUUGAACGAAGAAGAGCUCAAGGAGCAUCGGGAGAGAAGGUCGUGGAUCGACGAUAAAUUCAACGCGGCACUGAUCGCUGCCGCCAGAAGUGCGAACGAGUUAGCUUUCCGGCGAGGAAGGAAUGCCGUGGGCAAUAAGUUUCGAGUUCUUCCACUCACGCGUCUGAGCGAAGCACGGGCAGAUGCCCACCCUGCGUCCUAUGUUCAUCCCCAGGGCAAGGUCAGUGACUGUUCGCACUGGUGUUUGCCGGGAGUGCCAGACGUCUGGAACGCGGUGCUGCAGUUGAUGCUCACUGACGCCGGGAAAUUUGUUGGAAUGGUGGAUAACAACAGGGACUACUACCCUGACGAUUCUCUGUACGCCACACGCCACUAAUUUUUUUAUUUAUAUUUUUUUUUAACCCAACGGACUCAAUUAGGAUCGUCGUCAUAGAUUCUCAUAAUGUACUUUAUUAGAAGUUCCCUAGUUUAAUUUAUUUAUUUUAAUUCAUUUUAAUUUAUUUUAAUUAAUUUAAUUUAUUUUAAUGUAUUUUAGUUUCUUUUUAUGUAUUUUAGUUUAAUUUAUUUUAAUUUAUUUUAAUUUAUUUUAAUUUAUUUUAAUUUAUUUUAAUUUAUUUUAAUUUAUUUAAUAUUUAUUGUUUGUUGUAGUUAAAGAUGCACACCCCUUGGUCUUAGCCCGACGGGAGCGCCUUUAAGAUGAGUGCAAAGAGUGCAACUGUGGUGACAGUGGGCUGGCUCCAUGAAGUGCAUGGCCUGCCCUUUUUUUCACCUGCCGAAGCUUCCCGGAAGCUUCUUGCUUGUUGGUCACACAGAUGAGAUGAUUAGCGCACGCCUCAACAAAAAAAAGACUUAGUGCGUAUUUGUGUUUCUGUCACUCUGUGCACAAAUAGUAAAAAUUGUACAAUAGU
Molecule: messenger RNA, 3882 nt
Organism: Chara braunii
Lineage: Eukaryota; Viridiplantae; Streptophyta; Charophyceae; Charales; Characeae
Source: the annotation of a GenBank genome assembly